CCACAGUCGGUUGAGAGAGCUCGUUCGCAAAAGUCAUAUUUGUUGUUAAUUGGAGUGAACGCGUCGCGACGUUUGAAGAGCUCAGCAAAGUAUCAAAAUAUUUAAAACACAUUACAAAGCCAAAAACUAGAACUUAAUGUACGAUAUUUUUCUAUAAUUAAUUUGGAUUAUAAGCGAAAACGACUUACAAUAGUUAAGGAACAAGAAUAAUAACAAAUUGUGAUAAAAAAAGAAUGCAAAGCGUGUAACUCUGAAGUGAAACUUUGAAGACUUAACACCAAAGUGGUACAGAAAAGAUUUUCGUACGCUCACACUCAUAGCAGAUUGUCGUGGCCUGCGAAAAGCAACAGCAAAUUCUGACCUCAAUACGUUUGUAAGGCCAGACAAAAAGGGCGUUGUGACUUUAUACCGCUGCUGCUUACUUGUUAACAUUAUGCACUUACAGACUUGAAACGUCGAAGUAAGUGAGAACGUGAACGGCGUAACAAUCGUUGCAACUGUCCCUUUGAUCGUAUGCGCUAAGAGUCAGUUGUAUUGUCGCGCGGCGUGUCAUUCAAACGGUACGUCAGUUCGCCCGUCUGUCGGUGGUAUAUUAAUCGUCUAUUACGAACUGUGCAUGUCUGAAAGAGAUAACAAGUCAGUAUAACCGUCUUUGAGUGCGUUCUGAACAAACAAAAACAAACACUAAAGCGAAGUACUAAGUAGGUAUACGAACAUACCACCUCUGCGGGUCAAUUGUUGUUGGACGCUUAAAAAACCUUAAUAAAAAGAUUGUAAAGGGAAUCGAUUGUUCUGCAGCAGUGCCAACAAUAAAAUCAGCUGUCGUGGCAUAGCACUCAGAACCUACACAAGUGCAGACGCGCGAAACUGAGUGAAACGCCAAACCACUCAAAGUGAGCGCCCAUACGCUGAAUAGUAACCACUCACAGUAAGCAAGGAGAACGGAGCCGAUUCCCGUAUUUGCCGCAGUCGACUUCAACUUUACUGCCACAGAAUUCAGAGCCCGGAGACGACGCCGAAGAAGAAUACUGAACCAUAAACUACCAGAUAGUAAACGAGAGCAGUCAUUAAUAUUUUUUUUUCACUACUCUUGGGUUGGUCAUAGUAAAUAGACGGUCGGUAAAACGGUGAAUAAUGGAAAAACGUUAGCGUCUCCGUCACGUAAAGCAAAUCUAAUUAAUUCAACAUUACAGCUCAUAGCAGUUGCAACUAGACCAACACACACACACGCAAAGAUAAUUAAAUUAAGGCUGAUUAAUUUUUUGUAAGAAAAAAGACAAUUACAAAAGCAAAGUGUAUUUUUAGUUCUUCGUGAGUAAAGACUGAUAAAAAGUAACGACAAGGAUUAUUCCAAAAAUACAACAAUACAAAAAAUCAAUAAUAUAAUAACAAAUAAUAAUAAGAACACGAAGCCAAUGCAGUUAAAGCAACAAAACCACAUUCGCAAUUACGGGUUGACUAAAUACGUUAAAAAUUAAAUAACUAGUUCAUGUGAAAUAAAUAUAUGUAGAAUAAAUUACAUAGAAUACGCCUAAAAUACCAGUAAUUAAGAAAAAAGUAAAUAUAUAUUUCUACCUACAUACUUGCUAAAUAAAACACAAGGAAAUGAUAUAACAAAGUAAACAACAGCAACAUAUGGAUUAACGUUCCUGAUAUAAUUAACAAGAAACACCCCCUCCACACAAAAAGAUCUGCGCAUACCUGCACAUCUAGCGGAUUAAUAUCAACUGUAUAUAUAGAGCUGGUGUCAGCUUUGCAUUACAUUAACAAGCAUAGUUUCACUACAAGAAAAGCUCCAAAAGCAACUGCGAAUCAUAGAGUAUAUUGAAUGUGAAUUACCAUACCGUUUAGAUAUUACUUGAUAGCACCAGCAACCUUUUGGAUAACCGUCGCUAGUGUCAGUUGUGUAUUGUUUGAGUUUCGAAAUUACAUUAAAUUAUUAUCGUCAUUUGAAACACCAGUGCCUGAAGAUAAAAAGUGCAAGAAAAUAAUUGAAUUGAAUGAUUCAAAAUAUAGCAAGAAUCAAAAGCAAAAAUUCUGUGCUCGAAGUACAUUUCGUAAAUAUUUCGCAACUCCUUACGCUUUACUAUAAAAGAAAUAACCCAAACAAGGAAAUUAGUGCCAACAAAAACAAAAGCAAAAGCAAGCUAAGCAGCAAUAAAGUUAGAUUGUGUUUGUUAAAAUUGAGUCCUUCCAUGUGAAUUCACCCGCAAUAUUGUGAAGAAAGCUUAUGAUAUAAAAUAAAAGAAAUUGUGGGGCAGUGUUUAUAACGAAUUCCAUGUGAAUAAAAAGAAGUGGGAAACUUGUGUGUGAAAGCCAGUCUUUAAGAUUGCAAAAAUUAUUAACGAAACUAUUGCCAAAAUGACGAUGGCUGCGUGCUACGCCAAUUAUGAAAUGUCUUUACCACACAGCAUGUCCACAGCGGCGUUGCUAAGUGCUCAACAUCAUCACCAUACUCACCUCAAUCACAGUCAUAGUCACAACCAACAGCAACAGCAGUCGCAGCAAACGCAUCAUCAGCAACAACAGCAAGUUUACCACCACACGCACCAACAACAUCAGCACCACCAGCAGCAACAUCACUCGCAAUCAUCCAAUGGAGUGACAACGUCGUCGUCGUCCACAGCCAUGGACCGACCAACGUCCAUGGCGGCGGCGACGCCGGCUGGGCGAGGUGGUAAUGCCUCGACAGUCACACCCGCCGUCGCCGCCACCAACUCAGUUAUAAGCAGCACCAAUAUCGGCAGUGCCAACAUCACCAAUAGUCGCAGUAACAGCAACAGCAGUACCAACAUUAAUAAUGGUGCAACGUUGUCGGCUGGUACAACGGUGGCGAUCAUCAGCUCCGGCGGCACUGCGACACCACAGAAAGAUUAUUCCAUUCCAUUGCAUGUAGACUGCAGCGUAGAAUACGAAUUACCAAAUCAACCCAAACCACCGGUAGGCCAACGAGUCGAGCCAUUGCUGAUGAUCCAUCCCUGUUACUUUCGUAAAAUGGAAUCGCAACGGCGCAGUCCCUUUGUUAACAAUAUGCCGGCGUCAGCGCGCAACACUGCGUUGUUGGUGAGUGGCUUAAGUAGCUCCUCUUCGUCAACGGCCACGAGUGGGGCGGCGUCAUCGGCGGCGAGUACGUCUGGUGCAACUGCGACUAGCUCAUCAGCGCGUCGUGCUGCUGCGCGUCAAUCUCAGGUUAUACAGCAACAGCAGCAGCUCCAGACACAGCAACAAUUGCAGCAGCAUCAAGUAGUUGCGCAAUACCAACAACAGCUGCAGCAGCAACAAUUGCGACAGUCAACUCAACAACAGCAGCAGUCACAGUUACAACAGGAGCAGCAGCAGCAGCUCCAACAGCAGCAGAUGUCGCAAAUGUCCCAACAAGCGCAUUAUCCAGUGGUAGUGGCGCAUCACCAUUUGAGCCACCAUCAACAACAAUCGCAGCAACAAAAAGCGGUGCAACAACAAGCUAGCGUUGCCUCAUCUGCUCCAACAUCCUCUUCUGCCUCAACAGCGGUGUAUAUUGAGCACGCUAGUGCAGUGAGAAGAGCAGCAGCCGCGGCUGCUGUGCAUCACCGUAGUAACCAAAGCCGUGCCGCAAACACUGUUGCUAGCAAUGCCAGUCAAGUGCAUCAACAACAGCAACUGCAGCGUCCAAGCCAAAGCACAACUGCCUCGAUUGCGGCCGUGGCUGCCGCCGCCGCAGCCGCCGUUACCUCUCAAAGCCAGCAGAAUAUACUGAGCCAGAAUGCCUCACAAUGGGACCAGUUGGCAGCGAUAGCCGCUCGCUCCUCCAUGACACCAGCCGCGGCUGCGGCUGCUGUGCACUCCAGCCAAAUGUUGGCACCACGCAGCACGCCCGCCUUAUUCGGCAAGAGCUUGUCCGCGGUAGGCAAACGGGACGCCAUGAUUUCCGGCGGCGUAUACGGUGGCAGUGCUGCGACGGCAGCUAGCAACGUAGCCACGCAUCACAACGGAAAGCAACAACAACAACAGCAGCAAAUGCAUUGUUUACCCACUGGGGCGAUGUGGGCCGAUCCCAGCAGCGUGGCGUCAGCCUCCGCGGCCACCUCGUCCACAGCGUCGGCGCUGAUGAUCGAUCGCAGCCCAAUGGCAACAGUUCCUAGCAACUAUCAGGCUGGGCCUGAUACCACCCCGACUAUAAGUACACACUACACACGUGACGAAAAGCUGAGCGGCAAAUACCGGCAGUACCUACGAUCGCAGCGCAUGCAUCCGUACUUGUCGGCGACAACAACGAAUGUGGCAGCCGUCGCUGCAGCAGCUAAUCUCGGUCAAACAUUUCCACAGUUCGCGGCCACACCAUCGUUUCAGCAUCUGCAGCAGAUUUCCUGCUACAAUGUAUGAUCGACAUGAACUACUGACAACAGUUGCGGCAACAGCAGCCUCAGUAGCAAAACAACAGUAGUGAAAACUGUAAGUGUUCCAUCAAGUGAUUAAGUGCAGUGCAGCUAGCAAAUUGCUUCUUGUGAACGCUAUAAGGUUCUACACCGGGUCUUUGGUCGAAAUUAGACAGUUGAAGUGAACAAGUCACAUAGCUUUCGGAGUUAGCCGAUACCACGCAACGCGUUUAAUGGAGUAGCGGUAGUAUAAAUGGUAAAAUUAUUUGUUAAACAAACUUAUGGAUUACUUUCAAAUGCCAAAUAGCGCAUUUCGUAACAUAAAAGGGCAAAAAUGCUAACCAAAAUUACAUACAUACAAAUUAUAAGAGAAAAAUUAAUGUUAAGCGAUAGCUGCUAAAUUGUUAUAUUGAUAAAGAACCCAUUAGAAAAUGUUUGGAAAUAAGACUACUAUUAGAAAAUGCAACACAUUGCCGAUAUUUAUGUACCGUAACGCUACGCCAUUGACGAAUCGAACAGUUAGACGCUUAACGAAUAUACUUAAAUGCUUCAACGUUAUUGUUAAACGCUUGCAAUAAAAGCUCUAGGGUAGAAAGCAUUUAUAGGUGCGUAAGCCCAGGCGGUCCUAUUGUACCGAAGAAAUGUUUUGCCGACGGCUCGUGCAUCUAUUUAAGCUACUAGCACAUGUCGACCGUAUUGGCAGCUGAGAAUGCCGUCGGCAUUUUAAAUUUAGCCGACGCGUCUUAUAUGUAUGUAUUGUAUGUGUGUGCGCAUCUGAUUAUUUAAUGCAGAGGCUUUCAAGACCUGUUCCAUGUUACUUGUUUGCGUGCUUUGGCGGUGCAACCUGAAAUAACUUAAAUAUGCAGUAAAGCCCACCAAGCUUAUGGGCCUUCCGGGGUGAAGAGAAAUAAAAAUGCAAUUUGUACCCGUAUUUACUUGCCGAAGCGAAUUGCUUAACGUUCCAGACGCCCGUUUUCCGUAAAAGUUGCGUAGACAAUGUAAGGCACACACACACACGUACAUGGAAAUGCAUGUCUGCAUGACCGUCAGUACUUAAUUUGUAUUAAUGCUUUACUUUUCUU
Messenger RNA from Bactrocera tryoni, 5437 nucleotides. RefSeq names its product centrosomal and chromosomal factor (gene corto). The coding region runs from base 2362 to 4362 and encodes 666 amino acids. The record is from RefSeq and is a predicted model, not a curated record. NCBI's taxonomy places the organism in Eukaryota, Metazoa, Arthropoda, Insecta, Diptera, Tephritidae. The transcript has a single exon.